AUGGCUCAAUCUCUUGUAUUUGCGUACGGCUCCGCGGAACCCGUCAAAGACAUCCGUCUUCUUUCAAUCCCUACGCCUGCGGACUGCGGCCCUAACCAGGUGGUAGUGGAGUUCCUUGCGGCACCCAUCAAUCCCCUCGACUUUCUGGUGUUGCACGGAAAAUAUCCCGUCAAACCACAGAACCACGUUGGCGCCGCCGACGGCGAGCAACGGCCCAUUCCGGGCUCAGAUGGUGCGGCCCGCAUCCUCAAGACGGGAUCGGCAGUGACCCAGUUCCAUGUCGGGGACACGGUGCUCCUGCGGACCCACUGCCGCGGGUCCUGGCGCACGCACGCCGUGCUUGACGAGAACGACGUGCUGCGGGUUCCGUCGGAACUGGAUCCCCGGCUCGCGUGUAUCCUACGCAUGGGGGUGGCACCGGCCUACUUUCUGCUGCGGGACUAUUCCGCCCUCGAGCCCGGCGACUGGAUCAUCCAGAACGCGGCGACAGGCACGGUGAGCCAUUACGUGAGUCAAUUGGCGCACCUGCAGGGUGUCAAUGUCAUCAGCGUGAUUCGCGACCGCGGUACCGAUGAGGAACUCGAGCGCACCAAACGCUCGCUGCGCUCGCACGGCGCAUCGCUUGUCCUGACCGUUGACGAGCUCAAGGUCUCCGGCGCGGAGCUGCUCGCGGGCAAGCGUGUCAGCCUCGCUAUCGACUUUGUGUCUGAUGACGCACUGGCGCGGCUGAUGGCGUCGUUUUUGGCCCCCGGAGCCACACUCGUCACGGCUGGCUUCCUGGGGGUAGCGCCAUCCGGCCCCGAAGGUAACCUGCGGCAGUUCCUGUGGCAACGCAACGUCACUCUCAAGGCAUUUCGGCUCAGCGAUUGUCUUGGCCGACGAUCGCCGUUCCAUCAGACGGCCCUAUUGGAAUGGUUUGCGCGGUUAUUCAUGGAGGGGACGCUAAAGGCCCCAGCCGUGGAGUAUGUGCGGUGGAGGCGAGGUGAACAGGGUCUCGAACGCAAGUUGCAGGAGGUGCUGGAGCGCCAUGAGAGGGGCCAAGUAGGCGAGCGCAAGAAGAUUUUGGUGUUUGAACAGUAG
Aspergillus viridinutans is the source of this 1080-nucleotide messenger RNA. Its product is annotated as MDR family NADPH-dependent oxidoreductase. Gene Ontology annotation, biological process: fatty acid metabolic process. The transcript has a single exon. Gene Ontology annotation, cellular component: mitochondrion. The record is from RefSeq and is a predicted model, not a curated record. Gene Ontology annotation, molecular function: trans-2-enoyl-CoA reductase (NADPH) activity. The coding region runs from base 1 to 1080 and encodes 359 amino acids. NCBI's taxonomy places the organism in Eukaryota, Fungi, Ascomycota, Eurotiomycetes, Eurotiales, Aspergillaceae.